ACACAAAAGAUGCCGUUAAACUUUCUAAGCCCAUAAUUAGGCCCAUUAAAGACAAAAAGUCAAUUUUUGACCAGAGAGAAGGAUACGAAAUUUGAAAAGAAGAGAGUGAGAGUGGGACAUUGGGGAAAGAGGAAAACAAAACCAAAUUCCCUCUGCUUAUUCCUUCUUCUUCCCUCAAAUUCAAAAUCACAGAUCCUAUUCUUCAAAACCUUCCAUUUGAAAAAUGGCAUCUCGCUACAAUUCCUACGAUUCUAGAUCAUCCGUAUCUUCCUCGAUACACUCAGAUCUAUCUCCCUCAGCCGAAUUCAAAUCGAACAACAACAAGCCAGUUUCAUCCAAGGCCAUUAUCAGAUCCAAGUCUUCCUACUUAACCAAAACAACAAAACCCGAUGGUAAUCCUGGGAACCUCACUUGCAUGAUGAAGAAGCUGAUGGAUAUGAAGAAAUCUAAUCCCAAGAGCAAGAGGGUCGAGCUUGUGAUUCCCGAGGAACUCAAGAAGAUUGAUACUGUUAGAGGAGGAGGAAAAGGGAAGAGUACAUUGGGAACAUUGCAGAGGAAGCUAUUCGGGAAGGAGGACAAGGUGAAGCCUGUGACAGAGGUUAAAGGGAACACUAGGACUCUCUCUAUGGUUCUUAGAAGCGAGAGAGAGCUACUGAGCAUGAACAAGGACCAGGAGGUUGAAAUCUCUGAGUUGAAAUUGCAGCUUCAAGACAAGAACCGAGAAGUGGAGAAGUUGAAGGAUCUGUGUCUGAAGCAAAGGGAGGAGAUAAAGUCACUGAAGAGUGCAGUUCUGUUUCCGGAUGCUAUGGAUAGCCAAAUUAGCCAAAUGCAGGAGCUGAAUCAGGCUAGGCAGAUCAUUCCUAAUCUUCAAAAGCAGGUCAUUUCACUCAAUGGCCAGCUCCAAUGCAUUGCUCAAGAUCUUGCUGAGGUGAAGGCGAACAAGUAUAUGUCAGAAAGCUGUUACUGGCAAGCACAGACAUCUUCCUAUGAUUCACUGGAAUUUAGCUCAGGAAGCCCUGAUGGAUUGGCUCUAGAAGAUCUGAAUCCAUGUCUAACCCCUUAUACCAAGAAGAAGCCUAAGGAGUUUGAGAGGGUUGAUUCAGCAGAAGAGAGCUUAUCAGGGAGAAGCACUAUAACAACAACAGGAGGUAAAGUCAAAUCGAGUGCAAAAAGUGUAAAGCUGUCAAGGAGCUCAGAGGGAAAGGCAGGGCGGAGAUCAGAAGAGAGCAAAGUAUGGUAUAGUGGUGGGAGAAUGUUUUUAAGGUAAAAAAAGAAAAGAAGAAAAUAGUGCCUCAUAAGGUAAGCUUUGUCCAUUUUUUCUCACUUGAUGUGUUACGUCUCUUGCUCUCAAUCUCUAGAGAGCAGUAUGAUUUUGGUAGAACCAUCUGGAGCCAUGAUCCACGAUUGAGUUGAAUAAGAGAAGAGUGUUAUGUGUAAAA
Camelina sativa (false flax) is the source of this 1439-nucleotide messenger RNA. RefSeq lists its product as uncharacterized. NCBI's taxonomy places the organism in Eukaryota, Viridiplantae, Streptophyta, Magnoliopsida, Brassicales, Brassicaceae. The record is from RefSeq and is a predicted model, not a curated record.